AUGGUGAAUUGUGCAGUAUAUUUGUGUAAAAGAAGGUCGACAUCAUCCAAUUUACGAGAACACAGUGUCUCUUACCACUUGUUUCCUAAAGACCCCGUUUUAAAAGAAGUAUGGCGAAAAUUUUGUAACAGGAAAAACAAAUGGUUUCCCAAGAGAACAAGUGUUGUAUGCUCUGACCAUUUUUCUCCAUCCUGUUUUCAAGUACUUAAUACUAACAAAAGAAGAAUUCUUUUUGAAGGUGUUAUACCAACUGUACGUUCAGGUUAUUGCUCGCGAAAUAAUCAACAACAAAAGGAGAAAACAGUUUUAUCUCCGUCAAAGUGCAAAAAUGUAAAUUACGAACAGCCACUUUCUGAAUUUAUGGAGACAUCGACAGUGACAAAAAUUAAAGAUAAAUUGAGAAAUAAAAGUAAAAACGUUAAACGACUUCAAACAAGAAAUCGGUUCUCAAAACAUAACAUGGACGGCUUAAAUGAAUUAGUAAUCACUUUAAGUACAAAAUCGUUAUCAGGCAAAAAAGGAAGGGAUGUUGUAGAUGAAAGUUGCGCAUCGAAAAAUUCGCUUGAAAGGUCUAAUAGAAUGAGCAUCAAGCAAGAUGAGACUGUGGUUUCGAACGAGUUUGGAUUACCGGAAUGUCGAACGUGUCUUCAACCUCUCGAUGCUAACUCUGUUUUGGUUGAUUUAUUUCAAUGUUGGGUGCCACCUUGGGAUGGAAUGGAGUCAACUAUAGCUGAGGAUUUGGCAAAACUGGCGAAUAUCCAGAUCACACAGUCAGAUAGAUAUUCUAAAGUCAUAUGUGAGCCAUGCUGCCUAAAGCUACAGAGUGCAUGUGAUUUUGCCUGUAGUGUUCGAAAAAAAGAUAGGUUACUUAGACAAAGAUUUCCCACUACUCCUGAGAAAAUGGAAAAUUGUAACAAGACAGUGUGGCCUAAACCUAUUCAGUUAGACAAAAACAUUAAUGGCUCUGUUUAUGGAAAUGUUAUGGAUGUAGAAAUUAAGCAGGAGGUGCUAUCUGAGGAUGAGUAUAUAAGUCAUAAUGCUCUGGAAGAAUGUAGAGAGGCUGAAUUAGCAAAUCUUGAAAUUAAAAUAGAACCUGAAGAGAUAAUACAACAGCAGCCAAUGCAGAUAGAGGAACAUGUGAAGACCAUAACUGAACAAACACAGUCUUAUAAUACAAUUUUAAAUGGUCAUUUACAUGAUUCAAAGGACAAUGUUAUUGGAUUAACAAAUGGCAUUGAUAGUAAAACAGAUAUCCCCAAAGUAAAAGAAGAGCCUGUAAGUGAUGAAGAUGAUGGAGAGACAAUACCCACCGACCUCUCUUUGGAGUGUAUGUUAUGUUCCAAGGAAUUUAACAGCGUAUCUGGUUUAAAGGCGCAUGUAAUCGCUCAACAUUCCUAUAAAACUGUAAGAAGAAAGACUGAUAAAAAUUCCCCAGAGCAGAGGCUAAAAAAUCACGGUUUCAUUUGUGGAACAUGUCAAAGGAAAUUCAAAACAUCGACAGACCUAAUGGUGCAUGAGACGUGUCACAACAAGAGUGUCUGCUAUGCCUGUUCUGCUAAGUUUGAUACAUUCGAACAGCUCACAAGACAUAGCCGACGAUGUAAAGCCAUAGUCAACAAGGAAGUGCUCAAGCCAAAAACUUUGGAGGAUGUGAAGAGGCCUAUAUUCCAAGACCUAUUAAGAGUUAUUAGUACUGAAAAAAAACCAACGAAAAAGAUGUUAAAAUGUUCAAAAUGCAAUGAAAAAUUCAGUGAUGAAUAUUAUAUGAAAAUCCAUGAAGAAAUUCAUCAUUCGGUAAAUAGUCAAACGGUGAAGAAUAAGGGAGGAGCAAUAAGUGAUAUCAAAACUACGACCAAUAACCGAAAGAGUAUAUUUGGUAGAAGUAAUUUGCCGUAA
Parnassius apollo (apollo) is the source of this 1896-nucleotide messenger RNA. The record is from the annotation of a GenBank genome assembly. NCBI's taxonomy places the organism in Eukaryota, Metazoa, Arthropoda, Insecta, Lepidoptera, Papilionidae.